Molecule: messenger RNA, 922 nt
Organism: Drosophila willistoni
Lineage: Eukaryota; Metazoa; Arthropoda; Insecta; Diptera; Drosophilidae
Gene: Fis1
Product: mitochondrial fission 1 protein
Exons: 6
Coding region: 215-679 (154 amino acids)
Biological process (GO): mitochondrial fission; peroxisome fission; mitochondrial fragmentation involved in apoptotic process
Cellular component (GO): mitochondrial outer membrane; peroxisomal membrane
Molecular function (GO): protein binding
Source: RefSeq, a predicted model, not a curated record
AAUAAAUAACUUUUAAUAUUUGUAAUUGUUGCAAUGUAAAAAAUAUCAAUAUUUUAUGUGUGCCACCCUUUAAUUUAUCCGAUAUGUCGACAUAGGCAAAUUUAUCGACAUAUAGUAGUGCAAUCGGUGGUGAAUCAAUAAAAUUCUCAGCUCUAAAAGCAGGCUUUUGAAAUUUAUUAAGUAAAACAGAAAAAUAAUUGUACAAAAAAAAAACAUGGAUGAGCUAUUAAACGAAGUAGUUCCCCACGAAGAUUUGGAGAGAUUUGAGAAGAAAUAUCACCAUGAACUUGAGUUGGAUGGCGAGAUAACAACAGAGACAAAGUUUGAAUAUGCAUUCUGUCUUGUGCGCAGUCGAUAUACAAAUGAUAUACUUAAGGGUCUUAUGAUAUUGGAGGAAUUGGCCCGUUCUCAUCCAGAGGGGAGGCGUGAUUACAUAUAUUACUUGGCCUUUGGAAAUGCACGAAUUAAAAAUUAUACUGAAGGGUUAAAAUACUGCAGAGCGUUUUUGGAUAUAGAAACUAAUGACCAAGUUCGAUCCCUUGAGGAAUAUAUUAAAAAACAAAGUGACAAGGAAAUCGCAAAGGGAAUGGCCGUUGCUGGGGGAGCUGCUCUCGUACUUGGCGGCAUAUUAGGACUCGGAAUUGCUAUGGCUAGAAAUAAACAGAAGCGUGAAAAAUAGUGACUUUGGGUCUUUGCAUGUACAUAGCUUCAAUAUGUCUGAAAUUAGCUUGCUUCCCUAACAAUCACAUCUAAGUCAACAAAAUGAGGUGGCAGAGCUGGCUUAUAAACACGUUUGGAAGUGCUUUGAAAAUAUUGAUAAAUAUCAAAUUUAUCUUUUAAAUUUAAUUGUUAUAUGUACUUACCGUAUUGUAUGCGAUAGAUUUAAAAUGAACAUAAUAAAUUGUGCAAUCGUUAUCACUUA